Anguilla rostrata (American eel) is the source of this 1109-nucleotide messenger RNA. It is a transcript of the gene arl2, whose product is annotated as ADP-ribosylation factor-like 2. The record is from RefSeq and is a predicted model, not a curated record. Lineage: Eukaryota; Metazoa; Chordata; Actinopteri; Anguilliformes; Anguillidae. Gene Ontology annotation, biological process: protein folding. Gene Ontology annotation, molecular function: GTP binding; GTPase activity. The transcript has 5 exons. Gene Ontology annotation, cellular component: microtubule cytoskeleton; cytoplasm. The coding region runs from base 220 to 774 and encodes 184 amino acids.
AGCUGUUCACUUCCUGGCUUUGUAGGAAGCGAGAAGCAGCUGCUAUGUGGAUAUCGGUUUUUAUUGUACAGAAGCAGUAGUAGUGAAAUAGUAACGUACAAUAACGAAUACUGAAAUUUGAUAGAGGUAGUUAGUAGCUAUAUAUAGAUAUUGUAUUAUAUUGUUAAAUUUCACCUAGCUGUUUUACUAGACUGUCAGUAACGUUAGCUAAAGUUUACAAUGGGCUUACUCACAAUACUAAAGAAAAUGAAGCACAAGGAACGAGAGAUGAGACUACUGAUGCUUGGCCUGGAUAAUGCUGGGAAAACGACCAUUUUGAAAAAAUUCAACGGAGAAGAUGUCAGUACCAUCUCCCCUACACUAGGGUUCAAUAUAAAAACGCUGGAACACAGAGGGUUUAAACUGAACAUCUGGGAUGUGGGAGGCCAGAAGUCACUGCGUUCCUAUUGGAGGAAUUACUUUGAGAGCACAGAUGGGCUGGUGUGGGUUGUGGACAGCGCUGACAGAUUGAGACUGGAGGAUUGCAGGCAAGAGCUGAGCGCUCUGCUACUAGAAGAGCGCCUAGCUGGAGCCACUCUCUUGGUGUUUGCCAAUAAGCAGGACCUGCCGGGGGCACUGUCUAAAGAUGCUAUUAGGGAGGCGAUGGCUCUGGACAGUAUAAAGACUCAUCAUUGGUGUAUCAUUGGGUGCAGUGCAGUUACUGGGGAGAACCUGCUUCCUGGUGUCGACUGGCUACUGGAUGACAUCGCCGCACGGAUAUUCACAGCCGACUGAGGCAAUAUUCACACACUAACCUAACAGAUACACUUAAUACUCUGCUCAUGAAUCCACACACAUCCAUACAGGACAAUAAUCUAGGCAACUGCAGUCGAACUCUUGAUGGAAAAUGGAUCACUGGCACCACAGUGGUCAUUCCUGAAGAGUUUUCAUAUUUGGCUCUUUUUUUUUUUUUUUAACAGAAGACUGAAGUCAAGGGACCCUAACAUAUUGAGAUCCUCACAUGUCACUAUUGGUUGUAAAUCUUUCUUGUGUGCAGUAUGACUAAGUUAUAAUUUGUGGUAUUACCAGUUUUGUUCUGAGAAAUCAAAAUAAACUUUUAAAAAAAUCUA